CCCGCAGGAUUGCCGGGUCCUCGCACCGGCACUUGGCGCCCUGGCGGCGAGCACACCGGUCUCUUCAAAGGGGCUUCCGACCAGUUCGGACGGUCUCACCUCGGGCGUCUCAGUGUGGUGUUGCGGCAUUUCCAGAAAAAGUAAGGUCCCCGGUCGCUUGGUGGCGCGCACCCUUCGAUAGCUCAGCUGGUAGAGCGGAGGACUGUAGAUCCGACACGUGUGGUCAUCCUUAGGUCGCUGGUUCGAUUCCGGCUCGAAGGAGGUGCUGGUUGCUUUUGCUCCCCAGUGAAAAGCAGGGGAGGUUCUCACCAGGUGGCUAACUUUAGUGCUGGGUCCUUAAGGCUAAAUUGGGAGAAAGAGAUUGAAGUGGAGAGAGCACCCAGAAGGAAAUGGGCUGGACUGUCAUCAAGAAGGAGCAGCUUCACUGUGGGGACAGACUGGUUUGGGUGUGGGUACAGAGAACAGCAGGGAGUGGUACUUUCUCCCUCCCUUCCUGUGGGAGGGAAACUCCAGAGACUGCUUACAGUUGGGAGUCCAUCUCAGAGGACUCUACACUUGAGCCUCCGCAGUACGUUACCCCAGUUAGAGCACACAGUGUGUCUUUCUGCCUCCCCCCACCCCCGGCUGGGACUAGCCUUGACUGCAGGCCCCUGACUCCUCCGUAUCCCCGCCUCGCGCCCCAGGUCCCCCGAUCUGAAGCCUCCACCUUCAGUGCCUCCCACCACGUGGCCUACUUCGAAGCUUCUGCCAAACUGCGCCUCAACGUGGAUGAGGCCUUCGAGCAGCUGGUGCGGGCCGUCCGGAAGCCUCGCUGCGACCGGAAGUCAUGGUGGGCAGGAGGGCGAAGGGGCAUAUCAGCUUCCACGGGAGGUGAGGCUCUUAGUUUCGGAACAUGCAAACCUGGAAAAGUGCCGAUGUGCCGAAAAGUGAAGAAAUGUACGGUGACUGAUUUGGGGGCAUAUCAAGCUCACAGGAGCCAGUUUCAAAGGAGUCCCACUGCCAAAUCAGGAUUCCACAUGUAAGUGAUAAAAGACUCGUGAGAGUCCAUUAGACUGCGAGAUCAAACGAAUCAAUCCUAAGUGAAAUCAGCCCUUAAUAUUCAUUGGAGAAACGGAUGCUGAAGCUUCAAUACUUUGGCCACCUGAUGCGAAGAGCUGAUUCAUUUGAAAAGAACCUGAAUCUGAGAAAAAUUGAAAACAGGAGAAAAACAGGUGACAUACAGGACGAUGACGAGAUGUUUGGAUUGCACCACGACUCGAUGAGCAGAAAUAGUGAAGAACAAGUAAGCCUAGCUUGCUGUCCAAGUGCUCGCACCGUCAGGCAUGACUGAAACAAUAAAUGACAUAUACAUUGGGGUUCUUCCCUGACAUUUAAUACUACAACUGGCAAAUGGCAAAGCUUGUUCGAGAAAGUUUUCUUUGAAACAGAAAACCCUUUUCCUACCUAAUCAGGUAACGCUGAAAAAAAAAAGUCGAUGGAAAAAUAAUAAAUGCUUGCAAAACAUCUCUGAAAGAAAAACAAAACAAAUCCAAAAAUGCAACUCAAGGCAAUUUAUUAACUUAUUAAACCAUCACAAAGCUGUACAUUAAAGAAACUAAACACAAGUAUAAACACGUAGUUAUCCAUAUUCUGUCUGUCAAUAAACCAGAUUAAUCAGGGGAAAGCGCGAACGCAGUCCCCCACUACCACAAAUUAUGCAGUCGAGUUUCCCACAUUUGGGGAAAUCGCAGGGGUCAGCACAUCCGGAGUGCAAUGGAUAAGCCUCGCCCUGGGAAAACCACCUUCGUGAUCAU
This is a messenger RNA of Bubalus bubalis (water buffalo), 1793 nucleotides long. RefSeq lists its product as uncharacterized. The transcript is spliced from 3 exons. NCBI's taxonomy places the organism in Eukaryota, Metazoa, Chordata, Mammalia, Artiodactyla, Bovidae. The record is from RefSeq and is a predicted model, not a curated record. Bases 390 to 1022 code for a protein of 210 amino acids. Gene Ontology annotation, molecular function: GTPase activity; GTP binding.